Terrapene triunguis (Three-toed box turtle) is the source of this 3797-nucleotide messenger RNA. RefSeq names its product sec1 family domain containing 2 (gene SCFD2). The record is from RefSeq and is a predicted model, not a curated record. NCBI's taxonomy places the organism in Eukaryota, Metazoa, Chordata, Testudines, Emydidae. The coding region runs from base 113 to 2080 and encodes 655 amino acids. The transcript is spliced from 9 exons. Gene Ontology annotation, biological process: vesicle-mediated transport; intracellular protein transport.
UGUGCCUGUGACAGCCACCCCGGCAGUACCUGUCCCGCCGCGGCUCUUCCUGGGCCUGGCUCGCGCCGCGGGGACUGGGCUGCCCUCCGCCGCGCGCGACCCUCGCCCCAGUAUGUCCGGCUGCCCCGCCGCCGCCGCGCUCGCCGCCUGCCGCCAGGCCUGGGAGCAGGUGUUGGCCAAGGCCAAGCGGGCCGUGGUGUUCGUGGACGCGGCGUGCGCGGAGAGCCUGCACUGGGCGGGCGGCGGCGCGGGCAGGCUGCUGGAGGCCGGCGCCCUCAAUGUCAAGGAGUUCUCCAGCUUCGAGGCGGGCGCGGCGGAGCAGCCCAAGGCGGUGUUCGUGGUGAGCAGCCUGCUGAAGGGCCGGGCGGUGGACAUCAUUCGCGACAUCGUCAGCCUCAGCCGCUUCCAGUACUGCGUGGUGUUCACCGCCGUUAGCCACGCCGUGCACCUGCUGGCCCACGGGGCGCCCGGCGGCGCCGAGCCGGAGGGGGGCAGCCAGGCGGUCUUCGAGCAGUUCGAGGAGAAACUCUGCCAGUGGAUGGGCAACAUGAACUACACCGCCGAGGUGCGGCAUGCCCCCCUGCUACUGGCGCCCAUCUCGCCUCAUCUCUUCGUGACCCCGGCCUUUGCCUCGCUCUUUCCCAUGACGCCCCAGGACCUGGCUCGCAUCAACUCCUCCAGGCCUGAGAAGAAAAAGUUUGGCAGCUUGAACGACCUGGACUUCUCCUCUCUGCCUCCUGAGCUGCAGCUUCAGAUCAGAACCCUGGUGUCUGGUUUGAACUCCUUGUUUGAGUGUUUAAAUGUGAGAGAGGAGUGCUUUGCAAUUGGGACUCUGAGCAAGAUUAUCGCAGGGGAUUUGGCGAACUACUCACAGGCCAAAAACAGGAGGAAGACAGCACAAAACCGAGCCUCUGUCAUCUUCAUAGAUAGGACACUGGAUCUGACAGGAGCAGUUGGUCAUCAUGGUGACAGCCUAGCAGAGAAGAUAUUCUCUGUGCUUCCUCGACUUCCUGGCCACACAAACGAUGUGAUGGUUAAUAUGGUGGAACUCACUGCACUGCAGACUAAAGAUGAAACUUGCAAUAUUAUAGCACCUGGCUGCUUGGCACAACCAAAACCAGGAAAAAACAGCAACCCCAAAUAUUGGAAGCUUUUUGCAGGUAGAGUCACCCCAGAACAGCUCAGUUCAUACUUUAAGCUUUUCAAAAACAAUUCCAAAGCUCUCAGGAACCACUGUGGACUUCUACAGCUUGUGCUGGCCACAAUCCAGGCUUUAAAACACCCCCAGAAUGCCAAAUGGGACAGCUUCUUAGCCUUUGAAAGGCUACUUUUGCAGAAUAUUGGUGAGUCAGAGAUACCCAGUGUUUUGAACCAGUUAUUGCCUAUGAUCAAGUCUCAUAAUGAGAGGACAGCUAAUGACUAUACCUCUGAAGACUUCCUUGUCUUGCUGGUGUAUACUUACUCUGUGGUUGGGGAAAUCAAAGCUGGAAAAGAGCUGGAUAAAGCUGAAGGAGAGGUGAAAAGGGCACUAGUCCAGACUUUUUGUGAUGAACCAGAACUAUCUUCCUUACUGCAAAAAAUAACAGGCUGUGAAUCAUCUCUUCAACUGACAUUUCAGAAGGCUACGGUUGCAGUGGACAAUAUCUUUAAGUCCCUCAGGGAUGUUACAAGAGCUCGAAUGCACAUGAAACAGUUUAAUUCUGUGUAUGUCCCAGGAAGCAAUACCUGUCAGGCCACUUACAAGCCAUUACUGAAGCAGGUGGUAGAGGAGAUAUUCAGUUCUGAUCGACCUGACCCUGUUGAUAUUGAGCACCUAUCUGCAGGCCUCACUGAUCUCCUGAAAACUGGAUUCAGCAUGUUCAUGAAGGUGAGUCGUCCUCACCCCAGUGAUCAUCCUCUCCUGAUCUUCUAUAUGGUUGGUGGAGUGACAGUCUCUGAGGUCAGAAUGGUGAGGGACCUAAUAUCCGCGCACAAACCCGGUAUCCAGGUAAUUGUGCUCUCCUCAAUGCUCCUGACACCACUUAACAUUCCUGAGUUGUUGUUUGCAACAGACCAUCUACAACCAGACAUAGGCAUCUGAAGAGUGCAGAUCUGCGGAGAAGAUAAGUGAUUUGCCUUCACUGGAAAUACCACCCUCUUGCCUGUCAUCCUUUCCGAUAUUCUUCCAAAAAUGAAUUUGUCUAAAAACUAAUUGUGGUUGUAAUUGAAAACUGAGUCGAGUGAUUUGAUAGCUGGCUGCAAGGGGACUUGCAUGGAUUGUGGGAGCACUUAAAAAUCAUUCAUUUGUUCAGUGACAUCAGGCUGACACUCGGCUCCUCCCUGCUGAAUGAUAUUGCUAACAUGGGCCCUCCCCACCGCAUUGCCCAGAGAAGAUGGCUGCCUGUAGUAAUUCCCCAGAAAGGGGGUAAUUCUGGAACAGCUGCAAAGGGCUAGAUUCUGCCACCUUACCUUUAUGGAGUAGUACUUUCCACUGGAAGUAGUCCCAAAAUGGGAUUCCUUGUAGUGUAAAGUGGGAGUAAAGGUAGCAAAACCUAGCCCUGGCUUGUUUUGUUCCCCUGCAAAACACAUGUGCCUUAGUUACGUGUUUAACUCCUUCUGCGCAGUCUGUGGCCUUAACCCCAGCAGGAGGCUAUGAAGCACAGCAGUGAACUGAGUUGUCAGUAGUAGAAUAGCAACAAGUCCACUGAUGGCUAUACUGCUGAUAGGGUAGAGGUGUAGGGAAACAUGGAUGGAGAAUCCCACCAUAAUCAAACUGGUGAGCCAUGUACUGGCUUUCUCACAGGUCCCUGGUUUCCUCUCUUGUUUGCCUCAGUCAUAGUCUCAUGAGAAAAGUCACUUUCUUUGAUGACAUUCUCCUCUGCAUGAUUUUGCACAGGAAAACGUGGGCUGAGAUGAUUAGAUGUUUCACUUUAUUAAUCCUAGAGGAAUGCUUCUUUCAGGCACAUCAAAUAAAUAACAUAUUCCCAUUUGCAAAAACAUUAGGGUUCCAAAAGUAGAACACUCGUUUAAAGUUGUAUUUCUGAAUAACAAGGGUAGGAAGAGCUUUUGAUUUUAAUUUAUGAUUAGGCAACAGCUUUUAACAAGACAAGCUGUCUGAGUUAUGUAACUUUUCUUUUUUUAAUUUUGCUUUAAUCUUUGGAGGAGAAAAACAUAAGUGGUUGAGGAUUCCAACUGUAUUCAGCACUGAGGUUAAUAAAAAUGCAGCAUAAAAUAAUGGUGCCACAAAGAUGCAGCGUAUUGUCUCAGUUUGUUCAUCCCAGGGAUGCUAAGACUACAUUCUAUGCUGGGAGAUCAUUUACUGUUACAUUUUAGGGGCACAUUUUUAGGCCGUCUAUCUAUAUACAGCGUAGUUCCCCUAUUUUAGCAUUCUUUAUUAUGCCCAGAGACUAGGUUAAAUAGAAACUAGUUCUUUAACCUUUGCUCACUAGCUAGUUUAAGUUCUGUUAAAUGUAACCUUUUUUCUGAAAACUCUUUAUUUUGUUUUAAUGGUGCACUUCGGUGGCCAGAAGGGAACAAAAGCCUGAUUAUAAAGGUUAGACUGAAGCAUGGACAAAGUUGCCUUUAUGAAAACAGAUUUAGACGAUGAAUAUAGAACGUUACGUUCCACUGUACUUGAUGGGAAAGUAACAUCAAACCACAUGUAAUGCUAAAACCUUAUGAAGUCUUUUUGACUGAGCAAGUUAGAAAAAUGACAGCAAACAGCCUAUCUCUGUGGUUACAUCAUUUCUUCUUCGUCUGCACUGUUUACAUUAUCAGAAUAUAGAUGUUUUGGAAAUUACUUAACAAUAAAGCAAAGA